Oppia nitens is the source of this 954-nucleotide messenger RNA. RefSeq lists its product as uncharacterized. Gene Ontology annotation, molecular function: ubiquitin protein ligase binding. Gene Ontology annotation, biological process: proteasome-mediated ubiquitin-dependent protein catabolic process; regulation of proteolysis. The transcript has 2 exons. Lineage: Eukaryota; Metazoa; Arthropoda; Arachnida; Sarcoptiformes; Oppiidae. The coding region runs from base 222 to 917 and encodes 231 amino acids. Gene Ontology annotation, cellular component: cytoplasm. The record is from RefSeq and is a predicted model, not a curated record.
AAUAAUUUAAAAAAAAAUCAUUUACUGUCUAUUAUUAGUUAUAUUUUUUUUUAAUUAUUAUUAUUGAUUUCAAACAAACAAAUAAUACCCAAAAAAACAUUUCAAUUCAGACAAUCAAUUGAUUGAAUUUUUGUUUAAUUAAAAAUAUUAAAUAAAUUACUAAUCAUAUUAUUUGGGAUCAGUUAACUGGUGAUCGACCAAUCAAUCAGUUUAAGGAUAAUAUGUCAAACACCGAAGUGGACAAAGAGUUAUAUCCUGAGAUGGAUUAUCUGAUGAAUGCCGACGAAAGUGAUGUCCAGUUUCUGAUCGAUGGCCAAACAGUACCGUCGGUCAAGUUGUUGUUAUGUAUGUCGAGUAAAGUAUUUCGGGCAAUGUUUUCGGGUAAUUGGCGAGAAUCGGGUGAAGACAAAGGAGAGACGGAUAGUAAGAUUGAGAUCAAAGACACCACUCCUGAGGCGUUUAAAGUGAUGAUUGGAUUCAUAUAUUCAGAGCGAUUGUUUCUCAACGACGACAAAGAUAUGGAUCACAUCCGUGAUGUACUGAAACUCGCCGACAGAUAUCAAUUGAAACGUUUGAUGACGAGUGUUGGCCAACAUUUGUUGUCAAUGAUAUCAAUGGAUAGAAUUGAACGGAUCGGCCGAUUGGCGUUUGACUAUCAAUUGGUGGAACUGAUUGCCGGAUUGAAGUCAUUUAUUGACCAUAAUUUUCAACAAUUGCGUCAAAAACCGCAGCCAGAGUUGAAUGCCAUUAACAGUGCUGUUAAUAAUCUGUUGUUUGAAAAAUUGUUUGAAAACUUUCCGGCAAUGUUUUUGGUGCCAACGUAUGACAAUGACGGUCAUUAUUAUAGAUAUAAAAUCAAUGGUCAGAUCUAUAGUCGCCAUGAUCUCGGUUAUGGUAAUAUCCGUGAAAUUAAUUAAUUGUAAUCAGUAUUCAAUUACUUGAUAUUAUUUGAUA